Messenger RNA from Cervus elaphus (red deer), 4210 nucleotides. RefSeq names its product DNA polymerase nu (gene POLN). NCBI's taxonomy places the organism in Eukaryota, Metazoa, Chordata, Mammalia, Artiodactyla, Cervidae. Gene Ontology annotation, biological process: DNA-templated DNA replication; double-strand break repair. The record is from RefSeq and is a predicted model, not a curated record. The transcript has 24 exons. The coding region runs from base 1428 to 4127 and encodes 899 amino acids. Gene Ontology annotation, molecular function: DNA binding; DNA-directed DNA polymerase activity.
CUCAAUGGGCGUGAGUUUGAUCAAGCUCUGGGAGUUGGUGAUGGACAGUAAAGCCUGGUGUGCUGCAGUCCAUGGGAAUGCAAGGAGUUGGACAUGACUGAGCGACUGAACUGAACUGAGGGAUGCGACGUUUCUGCAGGACAGAUCUCAGCAGUGCUUUGACAUCAGUGUGACUGAAUAUAUCAUGACUGACUUUCAAAUGAAAUUUCAAAAUUCUGUGAGAAUGAUUGCUCAGAUGAUGUAUAACACUUUUAAUUUCUUAAGUAUGCAAAUCCUUAAAUGUUGGAUUGUAUUGGUUGGGAUAUAAGCGUGGUAUUUGGACAAAUAGGAAUUAUUUUAGGAGUUGAGGUAAAAUAAUUUGAAGUAACCUAUUUAUCAGUUAUUACAUCAAAUGCUUCUUGGUGGCCUGCUUUAUAUGUGGCCUGUGUUACAUACUAAGUAAGCUUUAUGGAGGCAAGAGAAGAUUGAGACACUACUUUCAAGAAAUAUUACUGUUUCAAGAAUGUGUUACCUGCUUGUUAUUGUGGAAUGCCUAUCUAACAACUGUACAUUUUAAGUGGUCCUAUAGAGGUUUUUUUUAGGUAUAACUGUCAGAAAAUGGGUAUGUUUAGGUGACAGAUGGGCCUUGACAGUUAAUUUGUCGAACAAGUAUGUUUUGCCUGUUACUAUAUUUGUAUGUCAUUUAGCAUUUUGUAUUUAUUAAGUAUAUCUUAAUAUGCUUGAAAAAUCUGUCGCAAUAAAUUUCCUGUAAGACUUUGCUAUUCACUCCUCACAAGUGACCUUUUUUUGUUCCUUUUUUUCCCCUCUGCCCUACCUUGGAAUCAAGAAUUUACUUGAAAUUUUUCUUCUCUUCAGUAAUGCAGAAAAAUGUCACCUGCUUUUCCAAUUCGUGGAACAGCAAAGUCUGUUUAGAUUAGUGCCAGAUACAUUAGAGGUAUGACCAGCCACUUGAUGAUGUGGACUGCCCCUUCUAGACCUUCACCCACUGAGCCCAGAGGGCCAGCGUAGUUGAGCAGUGCGAGUGAAAGGGUGUCAGGUUAUGUGUCUGUCUUAAUAACUUAAGUCAAUAAAAAGCAAUUUUUAUGUUGCUAGAUUUGUAUGUUUGAAGACUAUAACAGCGGUUUGUUUCAAACCUCAGGAAGUAGGAAAUAUGUGAGUAGGUUGCUUGCUUCAAAUUUGGUUAACUAGGAAAUACCGAUACAUUCCUACCAUAUGGUAUUAGCAUAAUACCCAAUGGAGCCUCUGAAUGUUUUGUUUUCUUCUUGACUAUCCUAGCUGUAUUAUGAGGACAAUUGAUACCUAUUUGUUAUAGUGGUGAAUAUAGUAAUUUUUAUGAAUGUCUCUACAUAAAAAAAUUUUUACAUGACUUAUUUUGAAGUCUCAAAAUUAAUAUAUGGGUAUUAUGUUUAUCUUAUGCUUAGGAUUUUAUGAAAAUGGAAAAUUAUGAGGCAUUUGUAGGCUUUGACCUUUGUAAGAUACCACUCUCCAGUGUUGCACAGAAGAUUAUGUCUGCUAUGCAUUCAGGUGAUUUAGUGGAAUCUGAGAAUUGGAGAGAGAGUGAAAAGACUGCAGAUGUGGUAGACAAAUCCAGUGUUAAAUAUUCAGUACUACUUGAAGAUGGAAAGAAUCAAUCACUGGAAAAAAAGAAUCUUAAUUUUCUUACGAGCCAGCCGUCAGGAGUUUCCAUCAAGUUCUGUCCUCAGUCCUCUAGUAUCAGAGUCACAGAUCAACUGUCUGCUGAGCAAAACCAGAAGGGUAUCAGCUCAUCGGCUCCUUCAAGGUGUUCAGUUCCACAGUGUGACCAACAGGCUUCAGUUCUGCAGCAAAUGGAACGUAAAAGAAAACACCUACCAAAGGAACACAUAACUAAUGAAAACAACAGAGAAAGCAUGAAUCUUACAGGAAAACACAUCUCAUGUAAUCAUUCAUCUGCGAAAACAAGUAAACUGGUGAUAUUGGAAGAAGAUGCUGGUGAGGUUGAAACCUACCUCAAUUUCAGGAACUCAGAGGCAUUCAAAACUGAUUUUUGUGACAUUAGACAUUUGGAUGCUUUGGAGAAAAGCCAGCUGAUUGAAAUGCUCAAACAGGCAGCCACCGUGGUGGUAACUCUGAUGUAUAAGGAUGGCUCCACCCAGCUGAGAGCUGACCAGGCUCUGGUUUCCUCUAUUAAAGGCAUUGUGAUGUUACUGAGGAGCUAUCCAGAGGAAGACAGCGGUCCUCUGGCUGCCCCAGCCUCUGACAGUGUUCCGGAGGACAUGCCCAGUGAUCAGUGUAUCUACAUAAAAACUGAGCACUCCUCUAUCUGGGGCCAAGAGCAAGAGGCACAUCAUCAAUUUGCCAAGAACGUGCUGCUUGAAGUCCUGAAACAUAAACGCCCCGUUACUUGUUUUAACGCAAAGGAUUUUGUGAGAACAGUGCUGCAAUUUUUUGGUGACGAUGGCAGUUGGAAGUGUGUUGCUGACUUUGUAGGGCUAGAUCCCAGAAUUGCUGCGUGGCUUAUAGAUCCUAGUGAUGUUGCACCCUCUUUUGAAGAUUUAGUGGCAAAGUACCUAGGAAACCCCACCACAUUUACAGUCAACAGCGUGGAUGGAAAUUCCUCAAGAAAGACUGUGAAUCAGGCUGUCCGUGCGAACCUGAGGGUACUCCACAGACUGACGAUGCACCUCUGCUCCCAGCUAAAGGCUUGUGGUUUAUGGCAGCUCUUCUGGACUUUGGAGCUUCCUUUGAUACCGAUUUUGGCAGUGAUGGAAACCCAUCGCAUUCGGGUGAACAAGGAGGAGAUGGAGCGGACGUCAGCGCUUCUCGGGUCUCGUCUCAAGGAACUGGAGAAAGAAGCCCAUUUUGUUGCAGGAGAACGGUUUCUUAUCACAAGUAAUCAUCAGCUUCGAGAGAUCCUGUUUGGCAAGCUGCAGCUGCACCUGCUGUGCCCACAGGACGCGCUCCCCAUGCCGGGGCUGCGGAGACUACCGUCCACGUCGGAAGCCGUGUUAAACGCUCUGCAAGACCUUCAUCCAUUACCCAAAAUAAUUUUGGAAUACAGGCAGGUUCACAAGAUCAAGUCAACCUUUGUAGAUGGAUUACUAGCUUGCAUGAAAAAGGGCUCCGUAUCCUCCACGUGGAACCAGACGGGCACCGUGAGCGGAAGGCUGUCGGCGAAGCACCCCAAUAUCCAAGGUAUCUCCAAGCACCCAAUUCAGAUAACUAAACCUCAAAGUUUUAAAGGUGAAGAGGACGAACUCACCAUCUCCCCAAGGACGGCGUUUGUUUCAUCUGAAGGCCACACCUUCCUGGCAGCAGACUUCUCGCAGAUCGAAUUGCGCAUUCUUGCACACUUAUCUGGGGACCCAGAACUUUUGAAGUUGUUCCAGGAAUCUGAGAGAGAGGAUGUAUUUUCCACCCUGACUUCACAGUGGAAGGACAUCUCCCCAGAGCGCGUGACGCACGCGGACAGGGAGCAGACCAAGAAGGUCGUGUACUCGGUGGUCUACGGAGCAGGGAAGGAGCGGCUUGCUGCUUGCCUCGGAGUUCCUGUUCAGGAAGCUGCCCGGUUUUUGGAGAGCUUUCUGCAGAAGUACAAGAAAAUAAAGGACUUCACGCAAGCAGCCAUUGCCCGGUGUCAGCAGACAGGCUACGUGGAGUCCCUCAUGGGCCGCAGGAGGCCGCUGCCCAGGAUCCGAGCUCAUGACCCGCAGCUUCGGGCGCAGGCGGAGCGGCAGGCGGUGAACUUCGUGGUGCAAGGCUCGGCUGCUGACCUCUGCAAGAUGGCCAUGACCCGCGUCUUCACGGCUGUGGCCACGUCGCCUACCCUGACGGCCAGGUUGCUUGCCCAGAUUCACGAUGAGCUGCUGUUUGAAGUGGAGGAUUCACAGGUUCCUGAGUUCGCGGACCUCGUCCGGGGAACCAUGGAGGCCCUGCAGCACGUGCCGGCGCUGGAGCUGCAGCUGCAGGUGCCCCUGAAGGUGAGCCUGAGUGCAGGCCGCUCGUGGGGACACCUGGCACCUCUGCAGAGGGCCCCUGGCCCCGGCCCCACCACCGUCCUGCCAAGUCUCCAAGCAACAGCUGGGCCCCCGCCAGCUCUAGAGCACCGACCCCCACGCCCACAUUUUUCGCCUUCAUUUGGCCUGUAGCCCCAGGCAACAGCGAAGAGAACCAGCGUCCACCAGCGCUUUCUAUGUGGUCGGGGUCGCCUGCAGUAAACGCUUCUCAAGGA